This is a messenger RNA of Dermochelys coriacea (leatherback sea turtle), 2502 nucleotides long. RefSeq names its product poly(ADP-ribose) polymerase 2 (gene PARP2). Gene Ontology annotation, molecular function: zinc ion binding; NAD+ poly-ADP-ribosyltransferase activity. NCBI's taxonomy places the organism in Eukaryota, Metazoa, Chordata, Testudines, Dermochelyidae. The record is from RefSeq and is a predicted model, not a curated record. The transcript is spliced from 17 exons. Bases 143 to 2371 code for a protein of 742 amino acids.
AGCUGUAUGGAUCGCCGUAGCCUGGUCAAUAUAGGGUUAUAUUGUGGAGGGGUGGGUAAGAGACUCUAUUGAUUGCAGUACAAUGGCCCAUUUGGGGCUCUAGGACCUGGGGGCGGGGGUUGUGCUGGUACAUAAAGGCUAUAUGGAUUUCAAUAGGAUGGUCUGUAUAGAGCUAUAUGGCCUGGAAGGGGGGGAUGGUCCACACAUGGCUGUAUGGAUGGCAGUAGAAUGGUCUGUAUGGGACUAUAUCACCUGGGAUGUAUGUGUGCUGGUCCAUACAGGCUAUAUGGAUUUUGGUAGGAUGGUCUGUAUAGAGCUAUAUGGCCUGGAGUGGUGCUGGUCCAUACAAGGCUGUAUGGAUUGCAGUAGAAUGGUCCGUAUGGGGCUAUAUGGCUUGGGGAUCACAGUCCAUGGAUCCCUGCCUCCCUUCUCUCUGCUCGCCAGCCUCCUUGUCACUCCCAGGAUGAGCCGGAAGCGGAGGGCAGCUGAGGCAGGAGACGUGGGCCUGGCACUGGAGCUGCGCUGGGAGUGGCAGGACCCCAGCGGUACCUGGCAUUGCUUUGUGCCUGAGCAGAGUGAGGUGCUGACACAGGCGGCCAGGGUAGGGAAGCCCAGUGUGACUGUGGGCUCCUGCGUGGACCUGCAGCGGAUGGUGCAGCAGAACGGACAGACGGGGCAGGACAGAUGCGUGGCAGCUGCCGUCCAGGACCAGGACUCCUAUUUCGUGUGGUGCUGGCAGGGGGACGAAGAGGGGCAGUGGUUGCCCUACCCUGCCGACACCUGCCUGGCGCUGGAGGGUGCACGGCGCGGCGACGGGGGGCCCAGCCUAGAGGUGAUGUUCAGCCAGACCCACUACACAUUGGACACGGCCCAGAUGACCCAGACCAACGUCAGAACCGGAUACCAGCGCCGGAUGGAGCGGAGGGAGUCAGAUGCUGUGGAUGACUAUGGGGCAUCUGAGCCCAGCUCCGUCCCUGGCUUCUUGUCCCCACAACAGCCCUCAGCACCAAAGAGACCCCGGGAUGGUGGGGCCAGCCCCAACCCUGGAGCCGGGGGAGAGAGCACAGAGAUCAUCAAGACCCUGAUUAUGAAGGGGAAGGCGCCGGUGGAUCCUGAGUGCUUGGCUAAACUGGGGAAGGCCCACGUUUACUGCGAAGGGGACGAUGUCUACGACGUGAUGCUGAACCAGACCAACCUCCAGUUCAACAACAACAAGUUCUACGUCCUACAGCUGCUGGAGGACGAUGGGUCGCGGAGCUACAGUGUCUGGAUGCGCUGGGGGCGCGUGGGGCGGCCAGGCCAGCACAUGCUGGUGUCCUGUGCUGGGGACCUCGCCCAGGCCAAGGAGAUCUUCACUAAGAAGUUCCUCGACAAGACCAAAAACCACUGGGCCGAGCGGGGCAACUUCCAGAAAGUGCUGGGCAAGUACGACCUGCUGCACAUGGACAGCCAACCCCCGGCCUCAGAGCUGAGCUGCGUGGGGGCCCCCCGGCCCCAGCCGGCCUCGCAGCUUGACCCCCGAGUGCAGGCGCUGCUGGAGCUGGUCUGUGACCUGCAGGCCAUGGAGGAGAUGGUGCUGGAGAUGAAGUAUGACACCAAGAAGGCCCCUCUCGGGAAGCUGACGGUGGAGCAGAUCCAUGCUGGGUUCCAGUCACUGCAGAAGGUGGAGGCGGUUCUGCGGGCUGGGGACACCGGACGGGCUCUGCUGGAGGCCUGCAAUGAGUUCUACACCCGCGUGCCCCAUGACUUUGGACUCCGGACCCCCCCAUUGAUCCGGACUCGACAGGAGCUUCAGGAGAAGGUGCAGCUGCUGGAGGCCCUGGGCGAGAUCCAGAUUGCCAUCAGGCUGGUGCACUUGGAGCUGCACGGCCAGGAGCACCCCAUGGACCAGAGCUACCGCAAGCUGGGCUGUGAGCUCCACCCCCUGGACCGGGACUCUGCCCGCUUCCAGGUGCUGGAGCGGUACCUGCUCUCCACCCACGCGCCCACUCACCGUGACUACUCCAUGGAGCUGCUGGAGGCCUUCGCCCUGCGCCGGGCCGGCGAGCCCCCCUUCUGCGCCAGCCUGCCCAACCGGAUGUUGCUGUGGCAUGGCUCCAGGCUGGGCAACUGGGUGGGGAUCCUGAGCCAGGGGCUGCGAGUGGCGCCCCCUGAGGCCCCUGUCACCGGCUACAUGUUCGGGAAGGGCAUCUACUUCGCAGACAUGUCAUCCAAGAGCGCCAACUACUGCUUCGCCUCACGCCAGCGCGACGUGGGCCUGCUGCUGCUGUGUGAGGGAUGGGGCUGCAGUGCCCCUGGGCCCAGCGGUGGAGACGGGCGUGACAAACCCCCAUGGCUACACCCUCAACUACAACGAGUUUGUCGUCUAUGACCCGGGUCAGGUGCGGAUGCGCUACCUACUCCAAGUGCGCUUCAACUUCAUGCAGCUGUGGUAAGGGGCCCCGGGUGCCUCCUGUGGAAAUGUCCCUCUGCCUUUCUACUGCAAUAAAUUUGGUACCAGUC